Lepisosteus oculatus (spotted gar) is the source of this 4019-nucleotide messenger RNA. RefSeq names its product cytoskeleton-associated protein 2. Gene Ontology annotation, biological process: negative regulation of microtubule depolymerization. NCBI's taxonomy places the organism in Eukaryota, Metazoa, Chordata, Actinopteri, Semionotiformes, Lepisosteidae. Gene Ontology annotation, cellular component: microtubule cytoskeleton. The record is from RefSeq and is a predicted model, not a curated record.
AAGAAGUAGGCUGGGGUUGUACGUCACUUAUUUAACGUUAAGGAAAGAAUGCAAAGCGUUAUUUUUUUUAUUAUUAUGGUUCAAAUUCAAGCAGGAAUUUAUUUUGGCAGACGAACGAACUCCGCCAAGAAACCAGAGGGAACUCUUCAGUCCGGCUACACGACCUGAGUAACAGUCUUCGUAUUCCGAUUGGCUAAUUCAAUUCCCAGGGAAAAAACGGAUUCGUCCAAUUGGCUGGUUCAAUUCUAAUGGAAGGGUGAUGCAGCCAAUCCAGACGCGGUUGAGGAGGAACAGCGGGAAACUCAAACCGGCGCAUGUUGGGGCGGUUGUGUGUGAUUGGGCGUAUAGAGUAUUUUUGUUUCCUUUUUUAAAAUUCAAUCUAAUAAUAUGACUACAAUCAAUAAUACAAAAACAAGAACGGAUCUUCAAUCUCAAACGACUGAAGGAUCACAGCAGAGGCUCAGGGACGAAAGGCGCCAGAAGCUGGGGGAAUAUCGAGAGAAGAAAAAUAAGAAAAUCACCGAGAAGAUGGAUUCCGGCUUGAAAGAGAAUGUCCGCCGUACACUAAACGCCAAAACGAGCGAUAAAGAAAAUGCCAGACCAAAAAGUGAAUCCCGGGAUCCUAUUCCUUCCCGCAAAAUCAAAAUGGCCACCACCAAACCGGCUUCACAUCCUGCCAAUACCGGAAGGGAGGAUGGGCAGAAGGACGUGGGUAAAAAGGGGGCUUCGGCAGAAGUAGGUGGCACUGGUGCUGAAGGGAAGAGACGCCCCACCCUGAGCCACUCUUUUCUUGCUCACAAGACAAUUCAACAGAAGAAGCUCAUCACGGAGACCGCAAAGCAGCCCCAAACUUUGCCGUCCAGACCGGUCUUGGGCACUUACAAAGGCAAGAUUGUCCAGUCCAGAGUUAGUUCGUUUAGAAAUACCGUUGCCGGUGUCGGUGACGCUGAGAAUCCCUGUUCGGACGCAAAACCCAGGGCUCUCAGACAAGGGGGCCCGAGGCCUAGCUGUCAGCCCACUGUACCACAGCCACCCAAGGCAAAGUCCUCCACUGCUCUCAGCGCCAAGCCCACUGUUGCCAGCAGACCACCAGUACACUCUGUCAGGUCGGCCACUGUAGGACCUGCACCCCGACAGAAUGCUGUACGGGUCCAUCGGCCUUCCGCUGCCAAUAAUCCAGGUGGUUUUAGCAGUGCAGCCCGAGCUAGAUCUAACGUCGGUCCUGUGAGUCAACCACAAAGUAAUCUGGUGGUGAAGAAGCAGGAUCCUCCACCGAAGGACAAGCCCAAGGAUGCUGCAGGCGCUUCCAGUACGAAAGGAAUGAAGGGGGUCGCUAGCUCCAUGAGCCAGUACAGGGCUCCGAAGGAAACGCAUGAGGAGAGGAGAGCUAGGCUGGCUGAGUGGUUAGCGGCAAAAGGCAAAACUUUGAAAAGACCAUCAAUGGUGGCAUCAGUCCCACACACGGUGAGACAGACAACUAAAAAGGAGUCGGCGCUUCCUCCCGCCUUAAACACAACCUCGGACAUAAAGGAUAGCUCAGUGCAGGGCUUGCCUGUUGUUAAUACAGAAGAGGCUGUUCAGGAUCUGUGCUCUGCGCUGGCUGCAAUGCCAACACCUUCGUCUGCUGAGACAGAUAUUCCGGAAGGUGUAGAAGGCGAAAAGGUGGAAGAGGAUGUUAAGAUAGAAGAGGAGAAGAAAACGGUGGCACAGAGAGGGCGCUCUAGCCAGUUACAGCAGACCCUGAAACUGGAGAGUUCCAGCAGCGAGGAUGAAGAGACAGACGAGGAGGAGGACGAGAAAGCGACAGGCGAGGCAUCAGUGGUCAAGUACAGUGUGAAGACCACACCGUAUCUGCAGAGUGUGAAAAAAAAGAUUCAAGGUGAAGGAAGCAGAAGUGCCAUCAGGGACCUGAAAUUUCUGACACCAGUGCGGCGCUCCCUCCGCAUUCAAAGGCAGUCAUCCCGGCUUCCCAGCAUGCUCAUCGACCAUGACCCCUGUGUGACCUCUUUGGCUGAGCUGGUGGGCCUAGACGGAGAUGCUAGCGCCUACAUCUACAGACAGAACCCUAGCCUUCAGGUGGUGAAGGACCUGCCUGAUCAAGUAGAGAGAAUGGACAAGGUUUAAGAAAGUCGAGGAUUGAAUGGAUCAAAGUGCACCUUACUAUAAAAUUUAAACCCCUGUCGUUUUUAAUUUAUAGGAUUAAUCAACCUAUUAAUCCUAUAGGUUAUAGGGCUAUAGAGCUGCCUCCACUUUUCAAAGUCUCUUUUCCUGAUUUUGAUGAUUGUCAAAUGUAGCCAGAAGUAUCCCCAGUCGUAGAAGGCCAGAGUCCUGCAGACUUUAUAAUUCACUUUUAUAUUAAACUUGAAACCUGGUCAACUGGAGUUUCCAGUUCUAGAUUUGAAGCUCUAAUCCAACAGGUUAUGUGUCUGCUGGAUUAUGUUAAACCACUAAACUAGCAAAGGUUCCAUGACUUUACAAAUUAAUCUUUAGUUCAACCAGCUAAGCAGUUGAUUUAAGUUGGUAAAUACACUAAUUUGGAGCAAAUCUUAAUAUUUAAAGCCCUUGAGAACUACAACUUCCUAGUGUUUUUGGUUAUUGGAAAUGAGUUAUUUAAUGUAAUUUGUAAAACCUGACUGGAUCAGGGCUCUCCAAGACCAGGACUGGAGACGGUUGUAUUGUGGAUGGAACAGAAGGCUUUUGAGAUCCAGGACUGCUCUCUUCUUUUCAAAGUCUCUUUUUCUGAUUUUCAUGAUUGUGAAAUGCAGCCAGAUAUUCACUGGAAAUGUCUGUGGUAACAUUUAGUUUCAGGCUGGUUUGGUAAGGAAGUCAUUUAAUUAUUAACCUUUCACUACCGAGAAGCUAAUAUGCCAAUGUGUAUCGGUUAAAAUGCAUAAGCUACUUUUGUAAUGCACUUUCAUAUCAUAGGUUAAAUAAACAUGGUUCCUGCAAGGUGUGUUGCAUUAUAUGGUCCCAUAUGGCAAUUUAUUCAAAUCUUUUUGGGUAAAUGUGUCAAAUUCUUUCAUUACUAAGUUUUUUUUUCAGUUACUUGGCAUUUAGUGGUGUAGUAGAUGUAACAGCUGUUCAGAAGAGAGUUACUGUAUCUGUGCUUACCACAGAUACUGUAUCUGUAUGAUAUUAAUGUUUUAAUAUCCAUACAGCUUUUUCAACACUACCCCUUCUAGAAAAAAAUGUUCUUAUUGUGGUGGAUUUAGCAGCACUGUUUGUGCAUUUUUCACCAUGAUUAAGGCCAAAAUAAAAUUCACGUUCUACCCACCCUACAAAAAGACAAUAAGUCAUGCUGUCUUUCCCUAAAGUGGAAGGAAAAGUCUUUACAUAGAUUAAAAACUGGAAAAAAGUUAUGCUUUUGAAAUUUGCUACUGGCGUGUAGAUUAAGUGGAUAUUAUCUUUUAUGAGUUAUGUGCUGUACAAAAAGAGAAAAGAGGCUUGCAUUAAAUAUGGUCAAUUUAGCUGGACUUUCAGUGAACACUAACAUUUAGAAAGAUUUGAGAUUAGCAUAUUUACCUUUUAUAUGCUUCAUAAAAUAUAACAGCGCAACAUGUAUUUCCCACUAUGGAAGUGGUUCACAUUCUGUUAUUUCAGACUGUAUAACAACAAUAAUGCUAUAUGUGAAAUGCAAAUCAACUUGCAUUAUCUUUCAUUUAUCAAAAUUAACUAGUGCUAUUCUUUGACUUCUUUUAAACAUGGAGUUAAAUGCUGUAUUGAUCUUUGUAUUUGUACUGAAUGUUUUUAAAACUUGAUAUAAUCUAUUUCUGUCCUAUGCAACCUUAUCUUUUUUUGAGUUGUUACUGUUCAUGUUGUGUGUACCCCUUUUUCUCUUUAGCUCUGUUUGAGGUAUUUAGUUGAUAUAUAAAAUAUUGAACACAGAACACAUGGAAUACAUGCACAAAGCAAAAUGACAUUUUCUGCCUAAGGUAAUUGUACCCCCACAUCCUUUUCUCAGCAAAACAGAGCUAGACAUUUUGAUGUCUUUCUACAAUAAAUGUAAUUUUUUAAAUCAA